Molecule: messenger RNA, 1657 nt
Organism: Mugil cephalus (flathead mullet)
Lineage: Eukaryota; Metazoa; Chordata; Actinopteri; Mugiliformes; Mugilidae
Gene: hao2
Product: hydroxyacid oxidase 2 (long chain)
Exons: 8
Coding region: 197-1270 (357 amino acids)
Molecular function (GO): oxidoreductase activity; FMN binding
Source: RefSeq, a predicted model, not a curated record
UCCUUUUUUAACUCGCUCAGAUGUCAAAGUGUGGAAGCUUGUGCAGUGAUUUGUUGAGCAUUCGCUGAUAGGAGGCGGAGUUUGAGUUUGAGUGUCGAUGUCACAACGUCAGUCCUUCACAGAGGCGUCCACAGUUCAGACUCAGGGGCUUGUGUGACAUAUCAAUCAUUUGUGAGACGCAGGUCGCUGUGCAGAGAUGGCCAUGGUUUGCCUGACAGACUUUGAGGAGUACGCGAAGGCGCAUCUCUCAAAGGCCACCUGGGAUUAUUACGCAGCCGGAGCAGACGAAUGCUGCACCAGGGACGACAACCUGCUGGCCUAUAAAAGGAUCCGUCUCCGGCCUCGUAUCCUGCGGGACGUGUCCAUGAGCGACACUCGCACCACGGUGCAGGGGACAGAAAUCAGCUUCCCAGUCGGCAUCGCGCCCACGGCCUUUCACUGCCUGGCCUGGCACGAGGGGGAGGUGGCCACUGCUCGGGCCACCGAGGCCCUCAACACCUGCUACAUCACCAGCACGUACUCCACCUGCUCGGUGGAGGAGAUCGUGGCGGCGGCGCCCAACGGCUACCGCUGGUUCCAGCUGUACGUGUACCGGGACAGGAAGCUGUCGGAGCAGAUCGUGCACCGAGUCGAGGCCCUCGGCUACAAGGCCGUGGUCCUCACCGUGGACGUGCCGUACACGGGCAAGCGCCGCAACGACAUCCGCAACCAGUUCAAGCUGCCGCCGCACCUCAAGGUCAAGAACUUCGACGGGGUGCUCCAGCAGGAGGCGGCAGGUCCGGAGGAGUACGGGGUACCGGCCAACACCUUGGACCCCUCCAUCAGCUGGAAGGACGUCUGCUGGCUGCAGUCCAUCACCCGCCUCCCCAUUAUCAUCAAGGGCAUCCUGACCAAGGAGGACGCCGAGCUGGCCGUGGAGCACGGCGUCCAGGGCAUCAUCGUGUCCAACCACGGGGGGAGGCAGCUGGACGGGGGCCUGGCCUCGAUCGACGCGCUGACGGAGAUCGUGGACACGGUGCAGGGCAGGAUCGAGGUCUACGUGGACGGGGGCAUCAGGACGGGAAGUGACGUGCUGAAAGCUCUGGCCUUGGGAGCCAAGUGUGUGUUCAUCGGCCGUCCGGCCGUGUGGGGCCUCGCGUACAAGGGGGAGGAGGGGCUGAGGGAGGUGCUGCAGAUCUUAAACGACGAGUUCCGUCUGUCCAUGGCUCUAUCAGGCUGCAGGAACGUGGCCGAAAUCAACAGGAACCUCAUUCAGUUUUCCAAACUGUGACGUGGCAGCAGGGGGCAGCACUGAGGACGACGUAACAAAAAAAAACAAACAAACAAACAAAAAAAGAGCUGAACUCUUCUGAAUCAAACAUUGGUGUUGAACAAAGGCCUGAGAUUUCAUCAGAGAUGUUUUAUCGUGCCGGGAAAUCACAGUGCGCGCAGCGUUGCAGACAACUUUGAAAGUAAAAAGGAUGUUUUCACGCCGUGACUGCACGAGUGAGUCCGGGUGAAGCCGAGGGGUCGGCGGCAGAUUUAGCAAGUGUUUAAAAUGAAUGUGUUUCUUGCUUUAGAGCUAGUAGGGAAGGAGCUGCUCAUUAUGUGUGAAUACAGCAGCAGGAGAUGGAAGUUCUGCCAGUGACUGAAUAAACAUCAGCUGAGAUGACAAAGA